AUGUCUGGAUCUGAAAGCUCGUCCUUAGUGAAAACUUCAGCCAUGUUUAGCUGUGUUUUCAUCAAAGACACUUCGUGUUAUCAGCAACAAGUGCAAUCUUCACUGACCAUAAAUGAAGAGCACAGGGAUGUGUUCACAGAAUCACAACCAGUGACACGAGAGCUACAUUUCGUUUUUGUCUUAAAUAUUAUUUGCUGAGACGUGAUGAGUGUUUUUCUCAGCAUUGGCACCAUCGCAAUGGUGGCAGAAAUUACUCUGGGAAGCUUUGCCAAUGUCUUCAUUGUUCUGGUGAACUUUACUGCCUGCAUCAAGAGAAGAAAAAUCUCCGUAGCUGAUAGAAUUCUCACUGCUCUGGCCAUCUUCAGGAUCGGUUUUCUUUUGUUAGUGUUAAUGAGUUGGUGCUCAACUGUGUUUAAUCCAGCUUUAUUAACUAUACAAGUAAAAAUUAUUAUUUGUGUUGCCUGGGCUGUAAUCAACCAUUUUAAUACCUGGCUGGCAGCUAUACUCAGCAUACUGUAUUUGCUGAAGAUAGGCAAUUUCUCGAACUUUCUUUUUCUUGGCCUGAAGAGAAAAAUUAAGAGUGUCAUUGUAGCUGUUCUUUUGGGGAGUUUGGUGAUUUUGUUUCCUAAUCUUGUGAUGGCAGCCACAUGUGGGAAAGUCCAAGUGGAUGGUCACAGAGGCAACUUGACUGGGAAGCCCAAACUGGCUUAUGUCGUAAACCUUACACUUUUGACGACAUUCACUGUGAACAAUGUCAUUCCCUUCACCACAUCUAUGAUCUGUCUUCUGCUGUUAAUCUAUUCUCUGUGUAAACACCUUCAGACAAUGAAGCUUUACAGAAAAGGAUUCCAAGAUGCAAGCACUAUGGCCCACAUUAAAGCUUUGCAAGCUGUGAUCUCCUUUCUGUUGUUAUUUUCCAUGUUCAUUCUGUCUCUUAUCCUAUCAGGUUACAGUUAUAUGACACCUCUGGAUAAGCAGAUCCGCCUGAUUUGCCAGGUUAUUGGCACCCUGUAUCCUUCAAGCCAUUCCUGCAUACUGAUAUGGGGAAACAAGAAGAUCAAACAGGCCUUGGUGUUGGCGAUGGUGCAGGUGCGAACAAGGCUCUGGCUGAAAGAACCAAAACCUUGA
Molecule: messenger RNA, 1128 nt
Organism: Peromyscus californicus insignis
Lineage: Eukaryota; Metazoa; Chordata; Mammalia; Rodentia; Cricetidae
Product: taste receptor type 2 member 136-like
Biological process (GO): G protein-coupled receptor signaling pathway; detection of chemical stimulus involved in sensory perception of bitter taste; sensory perception of taste
Cellular component (GO): membrane
Molecular function (GO): bitter taste receptor activity; G protein-coupled receptor activity
Source: RefSeq, a predicted model, not a curated record